Molecule: messenger RNA, 669 nt
Organism: Melampsora larici-populina 98AG31
Lineage: Eukaryota; Fungi; Basidiomycota; Pucciniomycetes; Pucciniales; Melampsoraceae
Exons: 6
Coding region: 1-669 (222 amino acids)
Biological process (GO): regulation of signal transduction
Molecular function (GO): protein phosphatase inhibitor activity
Source: RefSeq, a predicted model, not a curated record
AUGCCUCAUCAUCAACCAAAUAGCAAUCUAACUUCUGCCCCGCGAGGUAUCUUGAAAAACAAACCAGGAUCACAAGAAUCUCGUUCCCCACAUUUGACGUGGGAUGAACCUAACCUGGCUCUCAACGAUCUCAACCGAGACUCGACCAUGAAGAUCACUGAGCCAAAGACACCAUUUGUUCGCUACAACGCAGAGACAGACGAAGUCAUGAACUUGGACGCGAUACCGGACUUCGAUCUUGGCCACUCCACCAGCUCGGCCAGAGACCGUAGUGCUUCACCUGGGACUUGUAUGUCAGGUCUUACCCAAGAAGUCUCAUCCCCUGUACAUCAAGAUAGUGCUGGUCCUAGUGUGAUUCGUCGAGCCUCAACAUCGUCUCGUAGGGAUUCUGACACUACCGAACGAAGACAAGUACUAUUACAAAAACCUAACAUACCUUCAGCUGCCGAUGACGAUGAAGACGAAGAGCUAGAUCCUGAUAGCAAGGCAAAACAUGAUGCAUUUGUGAAAGCUCGAAAAGGUCAUUACGGGAAUGAAGCUGAAGCGAUGAAGCGUGCACGAGAAUUGGCUGAGCGUGAAGAAGUUGAGAGUGAGAUGAAUGCUGAAUCCGAUUUACCCAGUGCGGAUUCCUCAUCUGACUUGGUCUCCUUGACCAAUGGUACAGCAUGA